This is a messenger RNA of Impatiens glandulifera, 1761 nucleotides long. Its product is annotated as transcription factor ABORTED MICROSPORES-like. NCBI's taxonomy places the organism in Eukaryota, Viridiplantae, Streptophyta, Magnoliopsida, Ericales, Balsaminaceae. The record is from RefSeq and is a predicted model, not a curated record. The transcript has 8 exons. Gene Ontology annotation, biological process: regulation of DNA-templated transcription. Gene Ontology annotation, cellular component: nucleus. Gene Ontology annotation, molecular function: protein dimerization activity; sequence-specific DNA binding; DNA-binding transcription factor activity. The coding region runs from base 194 to 1528 and encodes 444 amino acids.
GAGAAAGAGAGGGAGAGAGAGAGAGUACAAUAUUAUUCUUCUGACAGAGAUUUGGUACAGACUCAAUCAAAGAGUCUGUUAUAGUCUAGACCUGCCUUUUCACCUUUCACAGGAAAAAACUGUUAAAUAGGCUGGCUGGCACAACGGACCGCAGACAGACUGCUCUCAGGCUUAACCAAGGAAAGGAAAGGAGAUGAAGGGUCCGGUGGUCUCCUCGGAGGAGCCGGAAGGAGUUCUGAAGUUGAUACAGCCCCUCAUCCAGUCCAAGACUUGGGAUUACUGUGUUCUUUGGGAAUUGGGAGAAGACCCUUCUAGGUUCAUUGAAUGGAGUUCUUGCAGUUGUGUUGGCAGCUAUGGUGUUUGUGAAAAUGUCAAGAUGGAAAAUGGAGAAAGCACUGUCUCAGUUCGUUGUAGAGAUACCCAUGUUCACCACCCACUAUGGACCACGGCUUGUCAGACACUUGCUCGUUUCCCUUCCUCCAUCUCUUUGUAUUCUGGUACUAUUCAUGGGGAGGUAGCCAUAUCGAACCAAUCAAGAUGGAUUGUUAUUCAAGACGACAAUAGUAAUUUCCAUCCGUCCAAGGAGUCAGGAGGAACUCGAGUAGUGAUACCGGUUGUUGGCGGUCUUAUUGAACUCUACAGCAGAAAUCAAAUCCCCAGGGAUGAAAGGAUGAUCAAACUCAUCAUGAGCCAACAUUCCAUUAUGAGCAAUCAAUGUCCCGAUCCUUUUAACAGAUUAAUGGUUGUUCCAAGCCCACAUGAAGAAACCACCUGUUUGAAAUGUGAAGGAUCUUCUAUUAAUUCAAGUCCGUUGAGUCACAGUGAUCCUAAUUCAUUCGUUUCCAAUUCAAGCCAUCUCUCUCUUGCAAUCCAUCUGGGACCUAAGAAGAUUGAUUUAAGUAAGCCUGUCAAUGAACUACUAGCUGAGAAAGAUGUAAAUUUAAAGUCAGUCCAAAAGACCCAAAAGGAAUAUCGGUCAAAGAAUCUGGUCACAGAGAGAAAUAGAAGGACGAGGAUCAAAGAUGGGCUCUACAAGCUUCGAUCUGCAGUACCCAAUAUCACUAAGAUGGACAAAGCUUCCAUACUUGGUGAUGCAGUCAAGUAUAUAGAAGACUUAAAGAAAAUGGCAGUUGAACUUCAAAUUCAACUUGAUGAAUUGGAUAAACAAGACGAUUAUUGUGAUGUAAUCAGGAAUAUGGAAUCCAAGGAUGUUAUUAGAAGCAGGGGAAAUUUGCAGACUCGCAAACAGAACCCUCUGGGUGGAAGAAAGGCGAUGAAGCCGGAAGUGGAGCUAAGCCAGAUUAGUGCAAGAGAAUUCUCGCUCAAGGUCCAUAGCGAGAAAAGGAGAGGCGGCCUAACGAGGCUUCUGGAGGCAGUAUGCUGUUUGGGACUUCAAGUAAUAGAUGCAAAUACAACCAGCUUUGAUGGGAAAAGCUUGACCAUCCUCACAUUGCAAGUGGUGAACAAAGUAAACAAUGUCGAGCUGAAGAGUUUAAGAGAUUCGCUUAGGAAGAUGAUAGAAUGUUGAAUGAAGUGACUGAGUUACAUUCUGAGACACUAGUGGUGGCAUUUUCACUUGUAUAUUUCUUGAUGGAAGAAGUUUUGAGAUGGUAUGUAUGAUUUUGGACAAACUGAAACAUGGUUUAUAUAUGUGACCAUUUCAGGAUCUUCCUCUGUUUUCAUAUAUGUUAGUUUGAUGUUAUCAAACACCCUUAUAUUUUGACAGAUUGAAGGAAAUAGUUAAAGCUCCAUCUACUAUCA